AUGAUGUUUACCGGAAGGAGGGCAGCGCAGGUGGCGGUGCUUGUCGCUACACAGGCAUGGCGUGGGGAUACGGAAUGCGCGUUCAGGUUAGACGGACAUCUGGACAUCACGCAACCUCUCACGCUGAUCGCGCCAUACGUGGACCCGGGCAGCGGCUACAGGCUCAUCAACCCCUACAACCCUAUCGUGUACCUAGUGAACGAGAACGUCUACGACCGAUACCAGGUCAACUGUAGCGUUGACUCCUGGCGAUAUCUGCUUGACAACAACGUGACGUACGCGACCAAUGUCACCUUCCCCGAUGCGAACGCCACAGAGAACGCUACAGAGGUGUCGGUCCCGGGGCUUUUCGCGGCCGAAUCGCACGAGCUCUUCAUCGACUCCUACUCGGCGGACAAGGCGGUGGCUAUCUCGGACUCGCUGUUCGGCCGGACGAUAGAGGUCGCGCUCUCGUGCGACCAGGUGCAGACGGUGACGGCGGAGGACUCGUGCUUGCAGUUCCAGCUGAACUUCACCAACGGCAGCCCCGAGGUUGACAAGGAGCUGCUUGAGAGCGCCCUCUACCGCUUCCAAGAGCCGGCGGUGCCGGGUGUCGUGCUGCCCCUCGCCGGCGCCUACUCUCCGGGAGAUGUCUGGCUCAACGAGGGCAACCCGAUCGUCGACAUCGACGGGAGUGUAACCGACGAAGGCUGCAACGGGGAAGUGUCAGAGUACUUGGGAGAAGACGGAGAGUGGUACUACUAUUUCACGGGCAGCGACGGCAAUGCCUACAACAUGACACACGUCUUCUACGCCACGGAGCAGGACCACCUCAACGUCGCCAAAAUCCAGGCGCCCUGGAGCCCCAACCUUGAGCGCGCCCUGUUCAACCGAACGGUACGGAUGUCGAUUUACUGCAACAACGUCAACGAGCGAGAGGACGGUUACGUUAUCUUCAAGGUGGGGGACGGAAACGGCUACUUCGACAUCAACGUCGCGGAUUACGAGGCCAUCCUGACGGACAGCGGGUCCACCGCGUUCGCCACGCCCUGGGGAGGGGGCGCGGCCGGCCGCGGCUGGCUCUCCUCGGCGUUUACGUUCGUCGUUGUGGGAGCGCUGACCGCGUGGGUCGGCAAGCUUUCGGAAGGCUCCUAG
Messenger RNA from Ectocarpus siliculosus, 1134 nucleotides. Lineage: Eukaryota; Phaeophyceae; Ectocarpales; Ectocarpaceae. The record is from the annotation of a GenBank genome assembly.